Molecule: messenger RNA, 1242 nt
Organism: Phytophthora sojae
Lineage: Eukaryota; Oomycota; Peronosporomycetes; Peronosporales; Peronosporaceae
Exons: 3
Coding region: 1-1242 (413 amino acids)
Biological process (GO): butyrate catabolic process; fatty acid beta-oxidation using acyl-CoA dehydrogenase
Molecular function (GO): flavin adenine dinucleotide binding
Source: RefSeq, a predicted model, not a curated record
AUGUUCUCCAAGUCUCUGCAGCGCGCCGUCGCGUCCUCUUUCUCCGUGCUCAAGCAUGCACGCACGCAAACGCGCUCCAUCGGCUUCCUGUCCUCGCUGCCGGAGGAGCACAGCAUGCUGCGCGACAUGUGCGUGCAGUACGCGGCCAAGAACCUCAAGCCCAUCGCCGGAGACAUCGACAAGGAGCACAGGUUCCCGGCCCAGCAGGUGAAGGAGCUGGGCGAGAUGGGGCUCAUGGGCGUCGCCAUUGACGAAGAGUACGGCGGUGCGGGCCUGGACUAUCUGGCCUACGCCAUCGCCAUGGAGGAGAUCAGUCGCGGCUGCGCGACUGCGGGCGUCAUCAUGUCCGUUAACAACUCGCUGUACUGCGCGCCGCUGGAGAAGUUCGGGUCGCCGGAGCAGAAGGAGAAGCACCUGACGCCCUUCGCCAGCGGAGAGAAGCUGGGAUGCUUCGGACUCAGUGAGCCCGGCAACGGCAGUGAUGCUGGCGCCGCCUCGACCACAGCUCGCGUCACGGACAAGGGCUACGUGCUGAACGGCACCAAGGCAUGGAUCACCAACGCCCACGACGCCGAUCAGGCGAUCGUGUUUGCUACGACGGACAAGUCCCUCAAGCACAAGGGCAUCAGCGCCUUCCUGGUGCCGACCGAUGCUCCGGGCUUCUCUCUGGGCAAGAAGGAGGACAAGCUCGGCAUCCGCGGCUCUAGCACGGGCAACCUCAUCUUCGAGGACGUCGAGAUCCCGAAGGAGAACCUGAUCGGCAAGGAGGGCGACGGAUUCAAGAUCGCGAUGAUCACGCUGGACUCGGGGCGUAUCGGCAUCGCGUCGCAGGCGCUGGGCAUUGCUCAGGCGUCAUACGACUGCGCUAUCGCGUACGCGCAGACCCGUAAGACGUUCGGCGUGCCUCUGGCCAAGAACCCCAUCAUCCAGACCAAGCUGUCCACCAUGGCUACGGAGAUCGAGGCCGCGCGUCUGUUGACGUGGAAGGCUGCCGUGGAGAAGGACGCCGGCCGACCGUUUACCAAGCUGGCAGCGAUGGCGAAGCUCAAGGCCUCGGAGGCGGCGACGAUGUGCUCGCACCAGGCCAUCCAGGUGCUCGGCGGCAUGGGCUACGUGUCGGAGAUGCCGGCGGAGCGCCACUACCGCGACGCGCGCAUCACGGAGAUCUACGAGGGCACGUCCGAGAUCAUGCACCUGGUCAUCGGUGGCGCGCUCAACAAGGAGUUCAAUGCGACCAACUAA